AUGAAAUGGUUCCUGAUAUUAUCCAUUAUAGCAAUUUCAAUUCACGUCCAAUUCAUAUGGGGUCAGAUACAUUUUUACACGCCAGCAGGAACUAAAACAUGCUUUAAUCGAGAAUUGGUCUCGAAUACUCUACUAAUCGGCAAGUUUAAGAUGGAUAUAUUGGAACCUUCUCUGGGGCAGUACGUACGACCGGUCGAUACGGAAAACACUGGAAUGUUGAUUGACGUGGAGGAAAAAUUCGGUGGAAAUCAUAAAGUGGUUCACCAGAGGGCACUGAACUCGGGCCAAUUCACCUUCAGUGCUCUAGAUUCUGGUGAUCAUAGCAUAUGUUUUACCCCAAAAAGCUUUAUAAAACCGAAGAAGAAAUUGCUAGAUAAGAUUUGGAAUGGAGAUCGGGCCAAUAGUGAAGACACCAGCGAAAAGUCUGAUCCAAAAUUUACCAAAGUCAGACUCUCCGUUCAUUUUGAGAUAAGAGAUGGCUCAUUCAUAGACUCCAGGCUGGCAGGAAAGGUAGAAUCUCUCGUGCAACAAGUUAAUAGUUUGAAUGAUAAAUUAAUAGAUAUCAGAAGAGAGCAGAUCUUCAUCCGAGAGAAGGAAUGGAACUUUAGAGAUCAGUCUGAAAGGACUUGUGAUACCGUGGUAAAAUUUCUAAUAAUUCAAGGUAUUGCAACCCUAAUUACCUUUUUGUAUCAAAUUGUAUCCUAUAGGAAGCUUUUCAAGAAGGAAAAGGAAAAGAAAGACUAG
Messenger RNA from Dujonia railenensis, 744 nucleotides. NCBI's taxonomy places the organism in Eukaryota, Fungi, Ascomycota, Pichiomycetes, Serinales, Debaryomycetaceae. The record is from the annotation of a GenBank genome assembly.